Molecule: messenger RNA, 6725 nt
Organism: Carlito syrichta (Philippine tarsier)
Lineage: Eukaryota; Metazoa; Chordata; Mammalia; Primates; Tarsiidae
Gene: DNAH11
Product: dynein axonemal heavy chain 11
Exons: 37
Coding region: 76-6108 (2010 amino acids)
Biological process (GO): microtubule-based movement
Cellular component (GO): dynein complex
Molecular function (GO): minus-end-directed microtubule motor activity; dynein intermediate chain binding; dynein light intermediate chain binding
Source: RefSeq, a predicted model, not a curated record
GUUCUGGUUCACACAUCAGAGACAACUCGUCUUAAAUAUUUUAUUGAGUUGUUGCUUGAGAAACGAAAACCGCUAAUGCUAGUAGGAAAUGCGGGAGUGGGAAAAACAGUCUUUGUGAAUGACACGCUGGCGAGUCUCUCUGAGGAUUACGUGGUAUCUCGUGUGCCUUUCAACUACUACACAACGUCCGCAGCUCUGCAACGAAUUCUUGAGAAACCCCUAGAGAAAAAAGCUGGUCGUAACUAUGGUCCAGUGGGAAAUAAAAAAUUGGUUUAUUUUAUUGACGACAUGAACAUGCCUGAGGUGGACUUAUAUGGCACUGUUCAGCCUCACACUCUGAUUCGACAGCAUGUUGAUUAUGGACAUUGGUAUGAUAGACAGAAGGUGAUGCUUAAAGAAAUCCAUGGCUGCCAGUAUGUUGCCUGCAUGAAUCCCAUGGUGGGCAGUUUCACCAUCAAUCCCAGGCUACAGAGACAUUUUACAGUGUUUGCAUUCAACUUCCCGUCCUUGGAUGCACUAAACACCAUCUAUGGCCAAAUCUUUAGUUUCCAUUUCCAGCAACAAAGUUUUGGUCCAUCACUUCUCAGAAGUGGCCCCAUUUUGAUCCAGGCAAUGAUAGCUUUCCAUCAGAUGAUGAUGCAGAACUUUUUACCCACAGCUGUUAAAUUCCACUACAUCUUUAAUCUGAGAGACCUCACAAAUGUCUUCCAGGGGAUUUUAUUUGCUUCUCCUGAGUGUUUAAAAGGUCCAGAUGAUUUAGUUCGCCUGUGGCUUCAUGAAUCUUCCCGUGUUUAUGGAGACAAACUGACAGACACAAAAGACUGUAAUUUGUUUCAGAAAAAAAUGCUGGAAACUGCUAGUAAAUAUUUUGAAGGUGUAGACAGUCAUAUGCUGCUUCAACAACCCCUCGUUUAUUGCCACUUCGCUCAUGGGAGGCAGGACCCAUGUUACAUGCCAGUGAAGGACUGGGAAGUGCUGAAGACGACUCUCACAGAAACCUUAGACAACUACAAUGAGCUCCAUGCUGCCAUGCACCUAGUCCUGUUUGAGGACGCUAUGCAACAUGUGUGUCGCAUCAGUCGGAUCUUACGAACUCCUCAGGGUUUUGCCCUCUUGAUUGGAGUCGGGGGCAGUGGCAAGCAGAGCUUGUCUAGGCUGGCAGCUUAUAUCUGCAGCCUUGAGGUUUUUCAGAUCACUCUGACGGAAGGCUAUGGAAUCCAAGAGCUUCUGGUAGAUCUUGCCAAUUUGUACAUCAGAACCGGAGCCAAGAACAUGCCCACUGUGUUCCUGCUGACAGAUGCCCAGGUUCUAGAUGAAAGCUUCCUUGUGCUGAUUAAUGACUUGCUGGCAUCAGGAGAAAUCCCAGAUAUGUUCAGUGAUGAAGAUAUGGACAAGAUAAUUUCUGGAAUUCGUAAUGAAAUUCGUGGUCUGGGCAUGGUGGACUCCAGAGAAAACUGUUGGAAAUUCUUUUUGGCCAGGGUGCGACUACAGCUCAAAAUCAUUUUGUGUUUCUCUCCGGUGGGUCACACGCUGAGAGUCAGAGCUCGGAAGUUCCCAGCCAUAGUUAACUGCACGACUAUUGACUGGUUCCAUGCGUGGCCGCAGGAGGCUCUGGUCUCAGUCAGCAGGAGGUUCAUUGAGGAAACCAAGGGAAUUGAGCCGCUGUACAAAGAUUCCAUUAGCCUUUUCAUGGCCCAUGUUCACACCACUGUAAAUGAAAUGAGCACCAGGUAUUACCAGAAUGAGAGAAGACACAACUAUACCACCCCAAAGAGUUUUCUAGAACAAAUAUCACUGUUCAAGAACCUGUUGAAGAAGAAGCAAAAUGAUGUAUCUCAGAAGAAAGAGCACUUGAUGAAUGGCAUCCAGAAGCUAAAAACCACUGCCUCUCAGGUGGGAAAUCUAAAAACUAGACUCGCCUCUCAAGAAGCUGAGUUGCAGCUGAGAAAUCAUGAUGCAGAAGCUCUGAUCACAAAGAUCGGGCUGCAGACGGAGAAAGUGAGCCAGGAAAAGGCCAUCGCUGACGCUGAGGAGCAAAAGGUGACAGCCAUCCAGACUGAAGUGUCCCAAAAACAAAGAGAAUGUGAGGCCGACCUACUCAAGGCUGAGCCCGCGCUGGUGGCUGCUUCAGCUGCACUCAAUACACUCAACAGGGUCAACCUCACUGAGCUGAAAGUCUUUCCUAACCCUCCAAAUGCGGUCACCAAUGUUACUGCAGCUGUGAUGGUCCUCCUGGCUCCUCGGGGCAGAGUACCCAAAGACCGAAGUUGGAAGGCAGCUAAAGUCUUUAUGGGAAAGGUUGAUGAUUUUUUGCAAGCGUUAAUUAACUAUGACAAAGAGCACAUUCCAGAGAACUGUCUAAAAGUGGUGAAUGAACAGUAUUUGAAAGACCCAGAGUUUAAUCCAAACCUGAUUCGGACCAAAUCUUUUGCAGCAGCUGGACUCUGUGCCUGGGUCAUCAACAUCAUUAAAUUCUAUGAGGUUUACUGUGAUGUGGAGCCAAAACGCCAAGCGUUAGCCCAAACGAAUGUAGAAUUGGCUGCAGCUACUGAAAAACUAGAGGCUAUCAGGAAGAAGCUUGUGGAUCUGGAUCGAAAUCUGGGCAGACUCACAGCUUCAUUUGAAAAAGCAAUUGCUGAGAAAGUCCGGUGUCAAGAAGAGGUGAACCAAACCAAUAAAACCAUUGAACUAGCUAAUAGACUCGUCAAGGAACUUGAGGCAAAGAAGGUUCGCUGGAGUCAGUCUAUUAAGUCCUUUGAAGCUCAAGAGAAGACACUCUGUGGAGAUGUUCUCCUCAUGGCGGCAUUUGUGUCCUAUGUUGGAUCCUUUACAAAGCCAUAUCGCCAGGAGCUGGUGUACUGCAAGUGGGUUCCAUUUCUUCAGCAGAAGGUUUCCAUUCCGAUAACCGAAGGCCUGGACUUGAUUUCCAUGUUGACGGAUGAUGCUACAAUUGCCACCUGGAAUAAUGAAGGACUUCCCAGUGACAGAAUGUCCAUUGAAAACGCCACUAUCCUGACACACUGCGAGCGCUGGCCCCUGGUGAUAGAUCCUCAGCAACAGGGAAUUAAGUGGAUCAAGAAUAAGUAUGGAACUGACCUGAAAGUCACACAUUUGGGCCAGAAAGGGUUUCUGAAUGCCAUUGAAACUGCUUUGGCUUUUGGCGAUAUCAUCUUAAUUGAAAACCUUGAGGAAAUGAUAGAUCCAGUCCUUGAUCCGCUGCUUGGCAGGAACACGAUUAAAAAAGGAAAGUAUAUCAGGAUUGGAGAUAAAGAAUGUGAAUUCAACAAGAACUUCCGACUUAUCCUUCACACAAAGCUGGCAAACCCUCACUAUAAGCCGGAGUUACAAGCUCAGAUGACUCUGCUCAAUUUCACAGUCACAGAAGAUGGCCUGGAAGCCCAGCUGCUGGCAGAGGUUGUUAGUAUUGAAAGGCCAGAUUUGGAAAAACUGAAGUUGGUUUUGACAAAGCACCAAAAUGAUUUUAAGAUCGAACUGAAGUAUCUGGAGGAUGACCUCCUUCUGCGCCUUUCUGCGGCAGAGGGAAGCUUUCUGGAUGACUCCAAACUGGUAGAGAGACUGGAGGCAACAAAGGCCACCGCAGCAGAGAUAGAGCACAAGGUGAUCGAAACCAAAGAAAAUGAAAGAAAAAUCAACGAGGCCAGAGAAUGUUACAGGCCUGUGGCAGCAAGAGCAUCUCUUCUUUAUUUUGUUAUUAAUGACCUCAGAAAAAUCAACCCCAUCUAUCAGUUCUCUUUGAAGGCUUUUAACAUGCUGUUCCACAGAGCAAUCGAACAGGCUGACAAGAUGGAAGAUGUACAAGGGCGCAUCUCUAUCCUAAUAGAGAGCAUCACCCAUGCCAUCUUCCUCCAUACCAGCCAAGCCCUGUUUGAGAAAGACAAGCUCACCUUCCUGUCCCAGAUGGCUUUUCAGAUUUUAUUGAAAAAUAAAGAGAUAGACCCCCUUGAGCUGGAUGUCCUGCUUCGAUUCACAGUUGAACACACUUAUCUGAGUCCUGUCGACUUCCUGACUGCUCAAUCGUGGAGUGCUGUUAAGGCAGUUGCCCUUCUGGAAGAAUUCCGAGGCAUAGACCGAGAUGUGGAAGGAUCUGCCAAGCAAUGGAGGAAGUGGGUAGAAUCUGAAUGUCCAGAAAAAGAAAAGUUACCACAAGAAUGGAAGAAGAAAAGUUUAAUACAAAAACUUAUUAUUUUGAGAGCAAUGCGCCCUGACAGAAUGACGUAUGCUCUCAGAAAUUUCGUGGAGGAAAAACUGGGUGCAAAGUAUGUGGAGAGGACCAGACUGGAUUUAGCUAAAGCGUUUGAAGAAAGCAGCCCAGCCACCCCAGUAUUCUUCAUCCUGUCUCCAGGGGUGGAUGCCCUCAAGGACCUAGAGAUUCUUGGCAGAAGACUUGGGUUCACAAUUGACUCUGGAAAGUUCCACAAUGUGUCUUUAGGACAAGGUCAGGAGACAGUAGCAGAAGUGGCACUGGAGAAAGCUUCCAUAGAAGGACACUGGGUCAUACUCCAAAAUGUCCAUUUGGUAGCCAAGUGGCUAGGAACCUUGGAGAAACUCCUUGAAAGAUUCAGUCGAAGAAGCCACAGAGAUUACAGGGUUUUCAUGAGUGCUGAGUCUGCUCCUACACCAAGUGAGCACAUCAUCCCUCAAGGACUACUGGAAAAUUCUAUUAAGAUCACUAAUGAACCCCCUACUGGGAUGCUGGCCAAUUUGCAUGCUGCCCUCUACAACUUUGAUCAGGAUACACUUGAAAUGUGCUCCAAGGAGCAGGAAUUUAAAAGCAUCCUCUUUUCUCUGUGCUACUUCCAUGCCUGUGUUGCCGGGAGACUGAGGUUCGGCCCCCAGGGCUGGAGCCGCAGCUACCCUUUCAACCCAGGAGACCUCACUAUUUGUGCCAACGUCCUCUACAACUACUUGGAGGCAAACCCUAAUGUCCCAUGGGAAGAUCUCCGUUAUCUCUUUGGUGAGAUCAUGUAUGGAGGUCACAUCACAGACAACUGGGAUCGUAGACUGUGUCGGGUGUAUUUAGAAGAAUUUAUGAAUCCAUCUCUGAUUGAAGAUGAACUUAUGCUGGCACCAGGAUUUGCUGCCCCACCCUACCUAGAUUAUUCUGGCUACCACCAGUACAUAGAGGAGAGUCUUCCUCCAGAAAGCCCAGCACUGUAUGGCCUCCAUCCAAAUGCUGAAAUAGAAUUCCUGACGGUGAUGUCCAACACUCUCUUCAGAACUUUGCUGGAGAUGCAGCCCAGGAAUGCACUCAGCAGUGAUGAACUGGGGCAGUCUACAGAAGAAAAGGUUAAGAAUGCCUUGGAUGACAUUUUGGAGAAACUUCCAGAAGAAUUCAACAUGGCAGAAAUAAUGCAAAAAAACUCAAAUCGAAGCCCCUAUGCCCUUGUUUGCUUCCAAGAAUGCGAGAGGAUGAAUAUUCUCAUUCGAGAAAUCCGUGGAUCGCUUGAACAAUUAGACCUUGGUCUGAAGGGGGAGCUGACAUUAUCUCCCAAUGUGGAAGCCCAGCAGUACGCACUGAGUUACGACACAGUACCAGACACUUGGAGGAAACUGGCUUAUCCUUCUACUUAUGGCCUAGCCCAGUGGUUUAAUGACCUCCUCCUGCGAUGCCGACAACUGGAUACUUGGACACAAGACCUUGCCCUCCCGGCUGUCGUGUGGCUUUCUGGCUUCUUCAACCCCCAAUCCUUCUUAACUGCAAUCAUGCAGACCAUGGCUCGAAAAAACGAGUGGCCACUGGAUAAAAUGUGCUUGACUGUGGAUGUUACCAAAAAAACAAAGGAGGAUUAUGGCCACCCCCCGAGGGAAGGCUCGUACCUCCACGGGCUGCUCAUGGAAGGUGCCAGGUGGGACACCCAGUUGGGAAGCAUCGCCGAGGCCCAUCUCAAGGAGCUGACAGCUGCAAUGCCAGUCAUCUUUGCAAAAGCCACACCCGUGGACAGACAAGAAACCAAAAACACCUAUGAGUGCCCUGUGUACAGAACCAAACUGAGAGGCUCCAGCUAUGUCUGGACCUUCAGGCUAAAGAGCAAAGAGAAGGCCGCAAAAUGGGUUCUGGCAGGCGUGGCUCUGCUGCUAGAAGCGUGAGACAGCCUAGGACUAAGCCUGCAUCCCUCCGGCAGCAGCCAGAGCGCACAGGAUUCCCACUGGCCACUGCACUGUUCCCAUGCCCCUUGAUUAUUCUACUGAAAAGGCACAAAACGUAUUCCAGCUGAUGUCUCUUUUUAGUAAUUUACACGUACAUUCGCUUUUUAAAACGCUAUCCUUUAAAAAUGGAGAAGGGGGAGAGGAAGAAGCAAAAAUGCAGAAAAACCAGCAGAAACCUAUUCAGAAGCCAUGGUCGCUGAUUUUAGCCUUCCUGGGUCCCCUGCUGAAACCCCAUCCCUCCACACAAAACAAAUAAGUCCAGUUUCUCUCUCUUUUUCAUCAAACUUUGAACAUACAACCUCAGAAACAAUACAGCUGGGAGGAAAGGAGGGGUUUUAGUUCUUAUGGAAAUUAAAAAGCAGUCUUUUUAAAUAAAAAAUUAGCCCUUAUAUUCUUUCAAAACAUAGAAGCAGCAGGCCCCAGGUGAGUCCUGAAGGAAGGGAUGGGAUGGACACUCCUGCUAGCCGGUGGUACUCCGAGGCCUCCAGUGUCUGUAACGUGACGGUCCACUUCUGUUCAGUCAAGUUUGAAUACAAAUAAAACUUCUAGUACUGUCA